GGGCGCGGGGCCGCCAGACGUGCCGGCGGUCACAGGGCUCCGCACGUCGCUCCCGUCCACCCACUCGCCCGCAUUUAACCCGGCCCGCGGCCGCCCGCCGCUCCUCAGCCCGCGCGGCGCGGGCGCGGCAUGAGCAGCGGCACCGGCACCGGUACCGGCGGCACCGGCAGCGCCCGCAGCCCCUGAGCGCCCGCACCGCCCGCGCCCCCCGCCAUGGAGCGCAUCCCCAGCGCGCAGCCCCCGCCCGGCUGCCUGGGCAAACUGCCCGCCCUGGAGAGCGGAGACCUGCCGGGGCUGGACUUCGCGCACAUGUACCAGGUGUACAAGCCCCGGAGGGGCUUAAAGAGGAGCGAGGACAACAAGGAAACCUACAAGCUGCCGCACCGGCUGAUCGAGAAGAAGAGGCGCGACAGGAUCAACGAGUGCAUCGCGCAGCUGAAGGACCUGCUGCCCGAGCACCUCAAGCUGACGACUCUAGGUCACCUGGAGAAGGCUGUGGUUCUGGAGCUCACCUUGAAGCACGUGAAGGCACUGACCAAUCUCAUCGAGCAGCAGCAGCAGAAGAUCAUCGCUUUGCAGAACGGUUUGCAGGCGGGUGACCUGUCAUCGAGAAACCUUGAUUCCAGCCAGGAAAUGUUUCGAUCCGGUUUCCAGAUGUGUGCCAAGGAAAUGCUGCAAUACCUGGCAAAGCACGAGAACGGCAAGGAGCUGAAGUCGUCGCAGCUGGUCAGCCACCUGCACCGGAUGGCCAGCGAGGUGCUGCAGGGCGGGGCCGCCCGCAAGGCCGGGGACAUCCCUCCCAAACUGGUGGACUUGAAGGAGAAGCCGGCGCCCCUGGGCGCGGCGGGCGAGGGCCACGGGAAGAACUGCGUGCCCGUGAUCCAGCGGACAUUCGCUCACUCCAGCGGGGAGCAGAGCGGCAGCGACACGGACACGGACAGCGGGUACGGGGGAGAGCUGGAGAAAAGUGACUCCAAAUCGGAACAGCCCUAUUUCAAAAAGGAUACCGACCUCAAAUACGCUGUCCAGGAGAGAAUAAGCUCUAUUAAGCAAGAGACUGAGGACCCGCCUGCCAAAAGGAGCAGGCUGGAGUCGCCGCAGGACGAGGGCCCUUUUGGCAGUGACAUGAUGGGCUCUUCCAGCAGCUUCCUGGGCCCCCACGCUCACCAGCCUCCCCUGUGCCUGCCUUUCUACCUGAUCCCGCCGUCCGCCACCGCCUACCUGCCCAUGCUGGAGAAGUGCUGGUACCCAGCCUCGGUGCCCGUGCUGUACCCCAGCCUGCCGGCCUCUGCCGCGGCGCUGACGGGCUUCAUGAACCCCGACAAAAUCUCCCCCCCUCUGCUGAUGCCCCAGAGACUCCCUUCUCCUGUACCGGCCCAUUCCCCCAUCGACUCCUCGGCUCUGCUUCAAGCUUUGAAGCAAAUUCCUCCUUUGAACUUGGAAACCAAAGACUGAGCGCAGUGUGACUGGUUUUUCUCUUUUUUUUUUUCUUUUUUUUGUUUUUUUUUUUAGUUUGAGAGACUGUUUCACUUUUAUAUAUUGGCUGGACUGAGGUGUGGGGACGAGGUUCACUGUGCGUAGGAAGCUAAAUCCCCUUUUCUCUUGACCUGUCAGGUAGCUUGGAGAAGGAUGAAGGAUGCGCCCAGGUUAGCAAUUGACAACUACUUCCAAAAGAUUAAUGAAGGGUUUAAGAAGGGUUUUGUGCUUUACCCCUUCCCUUCUUCCCUCUCCACAUCUACAGAGCAACAGUUGACUCAGUCAGCUGCGAAUCUAUUGCAAAGCUGUGAAGAAAUAUUCCAUUGGUCAGACCUGGUUGGAGGGUCUGCGGAUAUAAAAUCCAUAAAUAUAACCCACGGUACUUCCCUGAGCGGUGCUGAAGGCAAUGGCCCCGCUGGCUCAUUGGAGCUGGGCUGGUGUCCAAGGGACCCGAGUGUGGGGUGGUGGUGGUGGCAAUGCCACCGUGAGAACAGGAGCAGGACAGUGCUCACUGCAGGGGCAGCAGUGUCACCAGGAGGAGCAGGGUCACUGGUGGUGGUGGCAAUGCCACUGUGAGUGCAGGAGCAGGGCAGUGGUCACUGGUGGUGGUGGCAAUGCCACUGUGAGUGCAGGAGGAGCAGGGCAGUGGUCACUGUGGGGUGGUGACAAUGCCACUGUGAGUGCAGGAGCAGGGCAGUGGUCACUGGUGGUGGUGGCAAUGCCACUGUGAGUGCAGGAGGAGCAGGGCAGUGGUCACUGGUGGUGGCAAUGCCACUGUGAGUGCAGGAGCAGGGCAGUGGUCACUGGUGGUGGUGGCAAUGCCACUGUGAGUGCAGGAGGAGCAGGGCAGUGGUCACUGGUGGUGGUGGCAAUGCCACUGUGAGUGCAGGAGGAGCAGGGCAGUGGUCACUGGUGGUGGUGGCAAUGCCACUGUGAGUGCAGGAGGAGCAGGGCAGUGGUCACUGUGGGGUGGUGGCAAUGCCACUGUGAGUGCAGGAGCAGGGCAGUGGUCACUGUGGGGUGGUGGCAAUGCCAUUGUGAGUGCAGGAGCAGGGCAGUGGUCACUGGUGGUGGUGACAAUGCCACUGUGAGUGCAGGAGCAGGACAGUGGUCACUGUGGGGUGGUGGUGGCAGUGGUGGCAAUGCCACCAGGAGAGCAGGGCAGCGGUCACUGCCUGGUCACACACAGGUCAGGCAGACCUAAGACGGGUUUCUCUCCACACCUUUGCUGAUACAUAGGUAUUUUUUAACAAAUAAAAGGUAGCUGCUGCUUGGAGCUUUCCAUGGCGUACAUCUAAUAAAUAAAUUAACCUGCGCCCUUCCUGUAACUCGAGCUGCUAGCCGGGCGGGCUCGGGAGGAGCUGUCCCUGGGAUGGCUUUGCUGGUGGCACCCGGCUCCAGCCUCUCCCGCUGCUGCUGUGGCCUCGUCCCUCGGGAAUGAGCUCGGUUUGCCCGGCCGGGAGCGCCGGGAGCUCCUUGGCACAGGGAGCAGCUGAGGCAGCGCCAUCCGUGCCCGACAGUGCCUUUGGAAAACGGCAGGGUGGGAUUCCAGAGGAGCCUGAUCCCGGCAGGAUUGGGGUUCCUCCCUGCCAAACCUGGCUCGCCUCUUAAGGGGAGAGGGGUCCGUGUGACACUUGGCCUGGAGCCUGCAAGGGGCUUUCUCCGCAGAGGAACAUCAUCUCCAGUUUAGCUUCUUUCUAAUUAAAAAACCCCAAAGCUCACUGCUAAAGGCACUGCUCUUUGGUGGUUUUUUUCUUACUGGUUUGAGAACUGGUGAGCAGAACCCCUGUCUGGAUCCUCAUGUCGCCCUCCCAUUGCACCAGCUGUUGAGAUGCACUAUGCUUGAUUGCAGAUUGUGUUCUAACGUUUAUUUUGUUGUUGGUUUUUUUGGGUUUUUUUGGUAUACAGUUGUUGCCUUUAUUUGUAAAAUCCUGUUAUAAAUAUAUAUAUAUAUUAUAUAAAUAUAUUAAAAGUUAAAACGUUUCAGAUGUCUAUUAUUUGUAUAACUACUUGAGCAUAAAGAAGUGAGAAAUAUGAAUGUAUUCUUGUUUCUGGGUUGUCUUUUUUUUUUUUUUUUUUUUUUUUGAAGAGAAGAAUAUUCCGUUUUUCUCUCGGGAGAGGUACAGUGUUUAUAUUUUGGAGCCACCUCCAAGGUGGGAUAUUGUACAUAUUUUUAUCUUGAGUAAAUGUUAAGUAGCUGUUUAAAAAUGCUUAAUAAAAUAAUUCUUUUCCUGUGGAAGAUAA
Poecile atricapillus (Black-capped chickadee) is the source of this 3720-nucleotide messenger RNA. RefSeq names its product basic helix-loop-helix family member e40 (gene BHLHE40). The coding region runs from base 214 to 1455 and encodes 413 amino acids. Lineage: Eukaryota; Metazoa; Chordata; Aves; Passeriformes; Paridae. Gene Ontology annotation, biological process: circadian regulation of gene expression; anterior/posterior pattern specification; regulation of neurogenesis. The transcript is spliced from 5 exons. Gene Ontology annotation, cellular component: nucleus. The record is from RefSeq and is a predicted model, not a curated record. Gene Ontology annotation, molecular function: protein dimerization activity; DNA-binding transcription factor activity, RNA polymerase II-specific; RNA polymerase II cis-regulatory region sequence-specific DNA binding.